This is a messenger RNA of Prosopis cineraria, 1093 nucleotides long. RefSeq lists its product as uncharacterized. NCBI's taxonomy places the organism in Eukaryota, Viridiplantae, Streptophyta, Magnoliopsida, Fabales, Fabaceae. The record is from RefSeq and is a predicted model, not a curated record. Gene Ontology annotation, molecular function: cytoskeletal motor activity. The coding region runs from base 110 to 808 and encodes 232 amino acids. The transcript has 4 exons. Gene Ontology annotation, cellular component: myosin complex.
ACUCCCCACAACUCCCAAAGGCAUCAACCACAACCAGCACAGCAUUCGCAGGCUGCACCGCUUCCCUCCGUCUCCGAGUCCCAUCACCGCUCCAAAGCUUCAACUCUAGAUGGAACGGUUCAGGACGGAGAGACGGGUCCAGAUUCAAGAUUCCAGAUCCGAUCCUUCCAAAGACGGUGGUGUCGAGGAUGACGACUCCUCUCGAGGGCGAUACGAUAACGAAAUCGAACAAGAGGAAAAUUUGCGCUUGAGUUUUUCCAACGGCAGUGUUUCCGAAGAUCAAGAGCCAUUCAUGGGCAUCAAGGUCCGGAGAAAGGCGUCUCUUCACAGAGAUUUUAAAGGGGACUACAUCGAUGUCCCUUCACAACCUUCUUUGAUGAAAAUUUUGCAGAAACAAGGGGACAAGCAAGUUCUGUUUGCAGAUAAAGUUUUGAAGUUCACUGGCUUGGGGAAAAUGAAAAAACGUAUCCUCUUAAUUACUGAUUUCGCCAUUUAUAUUGUUGACCCGGAUACUGGUGCCCUUAAAAGGAGGAUAGCCCUUGCAGCUGUUGAGAGAAUGUGUCUGAGCGAACUAAGUGAUAACUUUUUUGCAGUAAUAAUUCCAACAGAGUAUGAUCUAUUCAUGGCCAGUACUAGAAAAACUGAAAUUGUCACUGUGUUAGUCGAAGCUACUAAGAGUGCAUCUGAUUAUCAACUUGAUGUGGUUUUCUCCAAUAGGUUUGAGUAUAAUGCUGCCUCUGACAUUGUCAAGGAAAUACAGUUUGAGGAAGUUGAAGGGGGGGUGAAAACAAGAAUUUUGAGGAAGUGAGUUGCAGUGCCCUUUGUGUGAUGGCUGAGUUAGGAGAUACGUACAGCUAAUGAUUCUGGGGUGAUUGUGUGACCAAGGUUCUCACUGGGAUAGUUUGGCUUCUCUUUUGAAUGUCUGAAUUAUGCCUGUAAUUCUGAUACCUCAUAUUUCAAAAUGAAAGAAAUAUAUAUACGUGAUGUAAAAUUUUUACUCGAAACCAGAUUGGCGGAUUUCUCUGGAUGAAUGAAAUGGCCCAUGGAACCCUUGUAGUUUUUAUUAUAUUAUAUCCAGCCACACCUUUUUUAA